Pecten maximus is the source of this 923-nucleotide messenger RNA. RefSeq names its product interferon alpha-inducible protein 27-like protein 2. Gene Ontology annotation, cellular component: membrane. The transcript has 2 exons. NCBI's taxonomy places the organism in Eukaryota, Metazoa, Mollusca, Bivalvia, Pectinida, Pectinidae. The record is from RefSeq and is a predicted model, not a curated record. Bases 158 to 484 code for a protein of 108 amino acids.
GAGACCUGUACAGGCGGGGAUGUAGGCUGACAGACCCUACUCAAUUAAAGAACAAUUGUAAAAUUUGUCAGAUUUGCGACAAGCACAAGUGGAUACACAUUGGGAACCGACAGUUAUCGAUGAUAGUGAUUCGGACGAAGAGGAAACUGAAUCAACUAUGACACUAUCUUCGAAUUCUAUGCCUCUCUACGUGAAGAUCGGAUUGUCCGUUAUCGGCGGUGCAGCAGCGGUUGUGGCCACACCAGUUGUAUUAGGCGCCGUGGGUUUUUCGACCGCAGGGAUAGCGGCAGGAUCUUUGGCAGCGAAGGCUAUGUCUGUUGCCGCUGUUGCUAAUGGAGGCAGCGUAGCUGCGGGAUCGGUUGUGGCAGUCUGCCAGUCGGUUGGGGCAGCGGGUAUCGGACUCACUGGAGCUGCCACCGUGGGGACAACUGUGGCCGGGGUCGCUUAUGGAGGGGUCACUGUGGCGGAGAAACUUACUAAAUAAGACUAGUGAUGUUUAACAGCCAAUGCCGAAUUCGGUUGCUUGAAGCGGUAAAGGACGUAGCAAAGUUUUUUUUGCCAAUUAUGAAAAACUAAGGUAUUGAUUCUUAAAUUAUAUCAUCAUUUGGGGAUAUAUUUGAUCAAUUAACAUACUUUUUGUUGUUCUAAUGUUGUCAUAAUUUAUACAUUUAACAUAUUGAGGCUUUGAAAGUGUACUUGUGAUCUAGCCCUCGCAUAUAAGAAAAGGAGAUGUGUAUAAUCACACUAAUUUGACAUGACAGUGAGAUAUUUGAAUGAUAUUUUCUACAACACUAAGUGUCGAGCACUUCAAUAUUAUUUUAUUGUGGUUUAGUAUUUAAACAUCCGGGAUCAAUAAUCAAACUAUUGUAAUUUAUUGUCAGAAUCCUUUAAUUUAUAUUAAAUAUUGUUUUGUGGUUCCUGGU